AUGAGCCACACACAGAUUAAAGAGUGGUACAGCCAGUUUAAAGACUGCCACGCAUUGGUGAAGAGCGAGUCUCGAUCCGGUCGGCCAUCAACAUGCCGAAAUGACCAGGUCAAUUCCAAAGUGAAUUCUGCGGUGAUGCAGGAAUGUCAUGUGACUAUCCAGGAAGUUGCAGAAGAGGUGGGCAUCAGCACGUUCUCUGCCCUUUGCAUUAUGACCAAAGAUAUGGCCAUGAAGAGAGUUGCGGCGAAAUUCAUGCCGAAACUGCUCUCGGUUGAGCAAAAGCAACUUCGUGUUGAAGUCUCACAGGACAUGCUGGAUUUCACAAGCAGUGACCCGAGCUUCAUUAACACCAUAAUCACUAAGGACGAGUCUUGGAUGUUCGCGUACGACCCAGAAACCUAA
Messenger RNA from Rhipicephalus microplus (southern cattle tick), 402 nucleotides. RefSeq names its product protein GVQW3-like. Lineage: Eukaryota; Metazoa; Arthropoda; Arachnida; Ixodida; Ixodidae. The record is from RefSeq and is a predicted model, not a curated record.